ACCCACUUUAGGCUUUAGCCCACUCUCUCUCUCUCUUUCUCUCUCUCUCUCUUGUUCAUCUAUUUACUGAGCUUUCUUUCUCUGUUUGUGGAGAGAGUCACUCUCCCUAUGGUUUCUCUCUCAAAAAGAAUAUAUUCUUUGCUUUAUAGUUUUUAGUAGGUGGGUUUGAUUUUUUUAUCUCUAAAGCUCCAAAGAAGAUGCCAAAGUUCCCCUCCAACUCCAGACCAUUAAACUCAAAUUCCCAUUUGAUUUAAAGCUCUGUCUUCUUUUUUUCUUUUCUUUCUCUAUCUCUCACUCAAAAAUCUUGAAGCUUGAGAAGAAGAACAAAGUAUUCUUCUUCUUUAUGCUUCUUACUUAGUCUUUUUGUGCUCUUUUUUUGGUUCUCUGCUGUUGUGUAAGUCAAAAAGACUUAAUAUUUUAGGUUCACCAUCAUCAGAAGAAGGAAAAGAACAGAAAAGAAAAUGAAUGGUUCGGUUCUUGAUGGUAUAAUUAAUAGGCUUCUUGAAGUUAGAGCAAAUCCUGGGAAGCAAGUCCAGCUUUCAGAGACUGAGAUUAAGCAGCUUUGCUUUGUUUCUAGAGAUAUUUUCUUGAGACAGCCCAUUCUCUUGGAGCUUGAAGCACCUGUUAAAAUUUGUGGUGAUAUUCAUGGGCAAUAUUCUGACCUUCUAAGGCUUUUCGAGUAUGGCGGAUUACCACCUCGUUCAAACUACUUAUUCUUGGGGGAUUAUGUAGACAGAGGAAAGCAAAGCCUGGAAACAAUAUGCCUUCUUCUAGCGUACAAAAUCAAAUACCCUGAGAACUUUUUCCUCCUUAGAGGCAACCAUGAAUGCGCCUCAAUAAACCGCAUAUACGGGUUUUAUGAUGAAUGCAAGAGAAGGUUCAAUGUCAGACUCUGGAGAAUAUUCACAGACUGUUUCAACUGCCUUCCUGUGGCAGCCCUCAUAGAUGAAAAGAUACUAUGUAUGCAUGGAGGGCUUUCUCCUGAUUUGAACAACUUGAACCAGGUAAGAAUGAUACAAAGGCCUACUGAUGUCCCAGAACAUGGCUUGUUGUGUGAUCUUCUAUGGUCUGAUCCUAGCAAAGACAUUCAAGGUUGGGGUCCAAAUGAAAGGGGUGUUUCUUUCACAUUUGGUGCUGAUAGAGUUACUGAAUUUCUGAGAAAGCAGGAUCUUGACUUGAUCUGCAGAGCUCAUCAGGUUGUGGAAGAUGGAUAUGAGUUCUUUGCCAACCGAAAACUUGUGACGCUAUUCUCAGCGCCUAACUACUGUGGCGAGUUUGACAAUGCUGGUGCCAUGAUGAGUGUUGAUGAGAGCUUAAUGUGUUCUUUCCAGAUUUUAAAACCAGCUGAUAAGAAGCCAAAGUUUGGAUUUGGCAGUGCUGCAGCUACUACUAAACCAGGUCCUCCUAGUAGAGUGAAGUCAUUGCUUGGUGCAAAGGGAUAAUCGUUUUGAGGAAAAUACCUGUCUUAGAAGAAAAAGCAGAAAUUAAGAAGUUUCUACCACUUGCUUUAACACGAAUUAGCAACUCUUUAGUCUUUAAGAGGCUGCAAUUUUUUUGUUAUCAUCACUUUUUUAUGUUCUAUUAGGGGAUCUUGCCUUUUCACGUUGAGAACCAACUACUUGCAAGACUUGAUCUCCUUCUAUGUAUUUUAUACCCUGAGAAUAUUUGGCAAAAUAGAUCAUUUUUUAAAGUCACUUCUUUACAGAAUGACAUUCUUUUAAUUCUUUACAAAGUAAUAUUCCCGACGCACUUGAUAUCCUAUCAGGAAGAUUACUUUAAAAAGAAAUUAUCGAAUAUCAUUUCGGAGUGACAUUAAAAAAAUAUUUAUUUUCAUUUAUAAGUUUUAUACUAUCCCUCAAAUGAUAAGUUUUCCUUGUAAUAUAAUUGUACUUGAAAUUUUGAUUUGAGUUUUGGUGGAUUAUAAUUAUAGAGACAAAUUUCCCUUUUGUGAAA
Messenger RNA from Humulus lupulus (European hop), 1953 nucleotides. Its product is annotated as serine/threonine-protein phosphatase PP1 isozyme 3-like. Gene Ontology annotation, cellular component: nucleus; cytoplasm. Bases 462 to 1442 code for a protein of 326 amino acids. Lineage: Eukaryota; Viridiplantae; Streptophyta; Magnoliopsida; Rosales; Cannabaceae. The transcript is spliced from 4 exons. The record is from RefSeq and is a predicted model, not a curated record. Gene Ontology annotation, molecular function: protein serine/threonine phosphatase activity.